Messenger RNA from Drepanopeziza brunnea f. sp. 'multigermtubi' MB_m1, 1932 nucleotides. The record is from RefSeq and is a predicted model, not a curated record. NCBI's taxonomy places the organism in Eukaryota, Fungi, Ascomycota, Leotiomycetes, Helotiales, Drepanopezizaceae.
AUGGAUCCGGAAGAAACCCGGCCGCUGCUGCUCACGAGCAGCAGCGGCGGUGGCAGCAGCGAGCCCUCAGCUCGAGACGGCACGCGUGACCGGAGUCCUCGGAACAGUACCACGAAGCCGGGCUCGAAGUCGCCGAGGAAGUGGCACGCGGGGAAACUCGUGGUCGCGACGGUGGCGGUGGUCGCUCUGUGGCUGUAUAGCCGGAGCAUGGCGACGAUGCGGUUGAUGGAGCUGGAAGAGGGAAGAACGGGCGGAAGAAGAGGGAGAAGUAGUGAUGGUGGUGCGGAGUGGAGAAGAUGGAGCGAGGUCCCGCUCGAUUGGCUAGACCCGUCAGACCCGCGGAGGGCCACCAUCGCUAUCAUCAGAUACAACGCCACAGAUCUGACAUCCUACGCUGGACCCGUCUUCAUCAACCCCGGGGGCCCCGGCGGAUCCGGCGUCUGGUUCGUCAGGCAUCUAGCUCCCUACUACCAAUCCAUCAUCGGGAAAAACCACGACAUAGUAUCUUUCGACCCCCGCGGCGUCGGCUUCACGACCCCCCAGGUCUCCUGCUGGAACGCGAGCGCCAGCUCCCCAUCUCCCAGCCCCUACCUCUGGGACCUUCUUGAGCCGCCCGUGCUAGACGCCCACCCAGGCGUGAUCUACGACGCCUACGCGUACGCCACCGCAUUCUCCCAGCAGUGCUUCUCCCAGAUCUCAGACGUGGGCGCCUACGUCAACACGGCGCCCGUCGCGCGGGACAUGCUGCACAUGGUAGAGAAGCUCGCGCCCGCGGGUGAGGCGAAGCCGAAGCUGAAGUACUGGGGCUUCAGCUACGGCACCUUCCUCGGCGUGACCUUCGCGAGCAUGUUCCCGGAACGCGUCGGCCGUAUGGUCAACGACGGGAACGUCGACGCCCGGGACUACGUGUCUGGCCAGUCGACGCACUUCCUGACCGACACGGAUAGGGUCAUGGACGCCUUCUACGUCUUCUGCCACCGGGCCGGGCCGGACCGGUGCGACUUCUACGCCGAGAGCCCGGCGGCCAUCGAGGCCCGGCUGGAGCUCCUGCUGGAGGAUAUCAAGAAACACCCGGUGAUCGUCCCGGCCUCGCCCCCCCGGUUUCCGAGGCCGGAGAUCGUCUCGUACAGCGGACUCCGGCGACUCAUCUCGUCCGCGCUCUACCAGCCGCUGCUGAUCUUCCCGAGUCUAGCAUCCACGCUCCUCGCGCUGGAGUCCGGAGACGGGAGACCCUUCGUCAAUCUGACGAGUCAAGGCGCCGAAGAACCUUCCCGCUGUUAUGACAGGCUCGAAAGUACCAUCCCAACGGAGCCGGAGAACCCGACGCCAGGAGACCCUGAAGGAGCAGGGAGUGCAGAUGCCUCCAAAGCUAUCCUCUGCGCAGACUUGGAUCCAGUGCAAGGUGGCGUAGACGACUUCGUGACUUAUGUCGAUAAGCUAGUUAGACUCAGCGCCGCCGCGGGAGCGAGUAUGGCGAGUUUGGUCAUGGGUUGCGUGGGUUGGCAGGUUAAAGCAAAGUGGAGGUUCAGUGGUCCCUUCGAAGCCAACACCUCCCACCCGAUCCUCUUCAUAGCCAACACCGCCGACAACGUCACCCCCUUACGAAGUGCCCUCGCCAACGCAGCCGGCUUCCCAGGCUCGGUAGUCAUGAUCCAGGACUCCUACGGCCACACCACUCUUUCCACCCCGUCAAGAUGCACGGCCAGCACCAUCAGGUCCUACUUCCAGGACGGGACCCUGCCCGCCCCAGACACAACCUGUGCUCCUGACCUGGUCCCCUUUGAGCCCUGGAGCGUCGACUCGGCUGGCUUUGGCCUCGCUACGACCUCUGAUCCGGGAAUGGAGGAUGAGGAGAAUCUUGAACUGGAUCUUGCAAUGGUGGAGCUGAUGAUGGCUCCGGUCCCCGGCAUGGGAAGGUAUGUGAGGGGAUGA